AUGGAGUUUGUGUGGACGCUGGGGCUCGCGCUGGCGCUGGCGCUGGGGCCUGCGCCCGCUGGGGGACACCCACAGCCGUGCGGCGUUCUGGCGCGCCUCGGGGGCUCCGUGCGCGUGGGCGCCCUUCUGCCCCGCGCGCCCACCGCCCGCGCCCGCGCCCGCGCCGCCCUGACUCGGGCCGCGCUGGCGGCGCGGCUGCCGCACAACCUGAGCCUGGAACUGGUGGCCGCGGCGCCCCCUGCCCGCGACCCCGCCUCGCUGGCCCGGGGCGUCUGCCAGGCGCUGUCGGCGCCCGGCGUGGCGGCCCUGCUCGCGUUCCCGGAGGCGCGGCCCGAGCUGCUGCAGCUGCACUUCCUGGCGACUGCCACCGGGACCCCCGUGCUCAGCGUGCUGCGGCGGGAGGCGCGCGCGCCCCUCGGCGCCCCGACCCCAUUCCACCUGCAGCUGGACUGGGGCUGCCCGCUGGACACCCUGCUGGAGGUCCUUGUGUCUGUGCUGCGGGCCCACUCCUGGGAGGACGUCGGCCUGGUGCUCUGCCGCACCCGGGACCCCGCAGGUCUGCUGGCCCUCUGGACACGCCGGGCCGGCCGGGCGCCCCGGCUCGUGCUGGACCUGAGCCGGCCCGACACCGGGGCUGCGGGGCUGCAGGCACGCCUGGCCCCGCUGGGGGCGCCGGUGGGCGCAGAAGCCCCAGUGCCCGUGGCCGUCCUGCUCGGCUGUGACGCGCCCCGUGCCCUCCAGGUGCUGGAGGUCGCGCCCCCGGGGCCCCACUGGCUGCUGGGCACUCCACUGGCUGCUGAGGCCCUGCCCACAGCGGGCCUGCCGCCCGGGCUGCUGGCGCUGGGCGAGGUGGCCCGGCCCCCGCUAGAGGCCGCCAUCCACGACGCCGUGGAGCUAGUGGCCCGGGCUCUGGGCAGUGCGGUCCUCGUGCAGCCAGAGCCCCCCCUGCUCCCCGCCAAGGUCAGCUGUAAGGACCUGCAGGCAGCCGGGUCAGACUCCUGGGGGCGCUUCCUGGCCCGGGUCCUGGCCAACACGUCUUUCCAGGGCCACACGGGGCCAGUGUGGGUGACCAGCACCUCCCGGGUGCACCUGUCUCGGCGAUUCAAGGUGUGGAGCCUGCGCAGUGACCCGCUGGGCGCCCCGGCCUGGGCCACACUGGGCAGCUGGCGGGACGGGCGGCUGGAGCUGGAGCCGGGCGCUGCCACGGCCGCCGUGCGGCCCCCACCCCCGCCGGGAGCCCAGGCCCGGCCCAAGCUGCGCGUGGUGACGCUGGUGGAGCACCCCUUCGUGUUUGCCCGGGAGCCGGAUGAGGACGGGCAGUGCCCGGCGGGGCAGCUGUGCCUGGACCCCGGCACCAGCGACUCGGCUGCCCUGGACGCGCUGUUCGCCGCACUGGCCAACGGCUCGGCGCCCCGGAGCCUGCACAAGUGCUGCUACGGCUACUGCAUCGACCUCCUGGAACGGCUGGCCGAGGAUGCACCCUUCUCCUUUGAACUGUACAUCGUGGGGGACGGCAAGUACGGCGCCCUGCGGGACGGCCGCUGGACCGGCCUCGUGGGCGACCUGCUGGCCGGCAGGGCUCACAUGGCCGUCACCAGCUUCAGCAUCAACUCGGCCCGUUCCCAGGUGGUGGACUUCACCAGCCCCUUCUUCUCCACCAGCCUGGGCAUCCUGGUGCGGGCCCGUGACACGGCCUCGCCCAUCGGCGCCUUCAUGUGGCCGCUGCACUGGUCCAUGUGGCUGGGCGUGUUCGCCGCGCUGCACCUCACUGCGCUCUUCCUCACGCUGUACGAAUGGCGCAGCCCCUACGGCCUCACGCCCCGCGGCCGCAACAGAGCCACCGUGUUCUCCUACUCCUCCGCCCUCAACCUCUGCUACGCCAUCCUGUUCGGCCGCACGGUGUCCAGCAAGACGCCCAAGUGCCCCACCGGCCGCUUUCUCAUGAACCUCUGGGCCAUCUUCUGCCUGCUGGUGCUGUCCAGCUACACGGCCAACCUGGCUGCCGCCAUGGUCGGGGACAAGACCUUCGAGGAGCUGUCGGGGAUCCACGACCCCAAGCUGCACCACCCGGCCCAGGGCUUCCGCUUCGGCACGGUGUGGGAGAGCAGCGCCGAGGCCUACAUCAAGAAGAGCUUCCCGGAGAUGCACGCGCACAUGCGGCGCCACAGCGCGCCCACCACGCCGCAUGGCGUCGCCAUGCUCACGAGCGACCCCCCCCAGCUCAACGCCUUCAUCAUGGACAAGUCGCUGCUGGACUACGAGGUCUCCAUCGACGCCGACUGUCGGCUGCUGACCGUGGGCAAGCCCUUUGCCAUCGAGGGCUACGGCAUCGGACUGCCGCGGAACUCGCCGCUCACCGCCAACCUGUCCGAGUUCAUCAGCCGCUACAAGUCCUCCGGCUUCAUCGACCUGCUGCAUGACAAGUGGUACAGGAUGGUGCCGUGCGGGAAGCGGGUCUUCGCGGUGACCGAGACCCUCCAGAUGGGCAUCAACCACUUCUCGGGACUCUUCGUGCUGCUGUGCCUGGGCCUGGCCAGCGCCCUGCUCAGCUCCCUGGGCGAGCACGUCUUCUUUCACCUGGUGCUGCCCCGCAUCCGCAGGAGCCCGCGGCUGCAGUACUGGUUGCACACCAGCCAGAAAAUCCACCGAGCCCUCAACACCGAGCCGCUGGAGGGGCAGGAGGAGCGGCUGGAGCCGGAGCCCAGCGGCCCCGAAGAGCAGCGGCAGGACGCACUCGCCGAGUCGGAGGGCACGGCGCGCUGGAAACGGGUGCGCCGGGCGGCGGGCAAGGAGCGCCGCGUGCGCUUCCUGCUGGAGGCCGCCGCGCCCGCCGCGGAGCCCGAGGGCCCCGUCUGGCCGUGCUCCAACGGCCGCCCGCCCGGCGCGCCGCACCCUGGCGAGCUGCAGGCGCUGGAGCGGCACAUCGAAGUGGUGCGGGAGCGGCUGCGCCAGGCCCUCCUGCGGCGCGGCGACCUCCUGGCCCAGCUCAGGGACGGCGCCCGCCACCGGCCGCUGCACCUGCUGCAGGGCAGAGCAGCCCCCGCGGGGCCCCGGUGA
This is a messenger RNA of Lepus europaeus (European hare), 3057 nucleotides long. RefSeq names its product glutamate ionotropic receptor NMDA type subunit 3B (gene GRIN3B). The coding region runs from base 1 to 3057 and encodes 1018 amino acids. Gene Ontology annotation, molecular function: NMDA glutamate receptor activity; transmitter-gated monoatomic ion channel activity involved in regulation of postsynaptic membrane potential. The record is from RefSeq and is a predicted model, not a curated record. Gene Ontology annotation, cellular component: plasma membrane; postsynaptic membrane. Lineage: Eukaryota; Metazoa; Chordata; Mammalia; Lagomorpha; Leporidae. The transcript has 9 exons. Gene Ontology annotation, biological process: synaptic transmission, glutamatergic; monoatomic ion transport; modulation of chemical synaptic transmission.